AUGGCUGCCCCGCUGCCAGAUUUGCCGAGGAGCGCAGGGAGGGCUGCAGAGACUCCGGCUCCCUCCCAGGAGAGCAGCGGGGACUUGGCUCCUUCCCCCUGGCUAGCCCAGCGGGCUCCUCUCAUCCCCCCUGCUGUGCCCCAUUUCCAGGCGGGGCCCCGGCUCGGGCCAGACAGGAUCAAAAAGAAAGAGCUUGGUGUGUUGGCAGUCCCAUCGAUUCCAAACCCUUUUCCUGAGCUAUGUUGCUCUCCACUUUCAUCGGUUUUGUCAGCCAGCCUGUUGCCCAAGGCAACUUCAAGAAAAAAACAGGUAAUUAAAGUAUACAGUGAGGAUGACACUAGCAGAGCUUUGGAAGUGCCAAGUGAUGUAACAGCCAGAGAUGUAUGCCAGCUAUUAAUACUGAAGAAUCAUUACAUAGCUGACCACAGCUGGACACUGUUUGAACACCUUCCUCGCAUAGGUCUAGAAAGAAUUAUAGAAGACCACGAGUUGGUAAUUGAAGUUCAGUCAAACUGGGGAAUUGAAGAAGAAAAUAGACUGUAUUUUAGAAAAAACUAUGCCAAAUAUGAGUUUUUUAAACACCCAGUGAAUUAUUUUCCAGAGCAUAUGGUGUCGUUGUCAAGCGAGACCAGUGGAGUGAUAGGCCACACACAGAUAUUACAGAUGUUCCUAAGUUCCAGCACAUAUCCUGAAAUUCAUGGUUAUUUGCAUGCAAAGGAGCAGGGGAAGAAAUCAUCAUGGAAAAAAUUAUACUUUCUUUUGAGAAGAUCUGGCCUGUAUUUUUCCACUAAAGGGGCAUCAAAGGAACCAAGGCAUCUGCAGUUUUUCAGUGAAUUCAGCAGUAGUGAUAUGUAUAUGUCUUUGGCAGGCAAAAAGAUGUCUGGAACACCAGCAAACUAUGGAUUCUGCUUUAAGCCUAACAAAGCAGGAGGAGCCAGAGACCUGAAGCAGCUUUGUGCAGAUGAUGAGCAGAGUAGGACCUGCUGGAUGACAGCAAUUAGAUUACUUAAGUAUGGAAUGCAGCUGUAUCAGAAUUACAUGCAACCAUAUCAAGGUAGAGGUGGCUGCAGUUCUCUGACUAUAUCACCUAUGAGGAGCAUUUCAGAAAAUUCCUUGGUAGCAAUGGACUUCUCAGGACAUAGAAGCAGAGUUAUUGAAAAUCCAACAGAAGCCCUUUCAGUUGCAGUUGAAGAAGGGUUAGCAUGGCGGAGAAAAGGGUGUUUACGACUCAACACACAUGGAAGUCCUACCACUUCUCAAAGUGCCACAUCCAGUGUAGCUAUACAUAGAACACAACUGUGGUUUCACCAUAAAAUCUCUAGGGAUGAAGCUCAACGACUUAUUUUACAGCAAGGACUUGUAGAUGGGGUUUUCUUGGUACGGGAUAGCCAAAGUAACCCCAAAACGUUUGUAUUGUCAAUGAGCCAUGGACUAAAAAUAAAGCACUUUCAAAUUGUACCACUGGAAGAUGAUGGAAAGCUAUUCUAUACACUGGAUGAUGGUCACACCAGAUUUACUGAUAUCAUCCAGCUUGUGGAGUUCUACCAGCUCAAUAAAGGAGUAUUACCUUGCAAGUUAAAACACUAUUGUGCCCGAAUUGCUCUUUAA
Emys orbicularis (European pond turtle) is the source of this 1608-nucleotide messenger RNA. RefSeq names its product growth factor receptor bound protein 14 (gene GRB14). The transcript is spliced from 14 exons. The record is from RefSeq and is a predicted model, not a curated record. Bases 1 to 1608 code for a protein of 535 amino acids. Gene Ontology annotation, biological process: insulin receptor signaling pathway; negative regulation of insulin receptor signaling pathway. Gene Ontology annotation, cellular component: cytoplasm; plasma membrane. Lineage: Eukaryota; Metazoa; Chordata; Testudines; Emydidae.